This is a messenger RNA of Numida meleagris (helmeted guineafowl), 806 nucleotides long. RefSeq names its product NIP7, nucleolar pre-rRNA processing protein (gene NIP7). Bases 70 to 612 code for a protein of 180 amino acids. NCBI's taxonomy places the organism in Eukaryota, Metazoa, Chordata, Aves, Galliformes, Numididae. The record is from RefSeq and is a predicted model, not a curated record. Gene Ontology annotation, biological process: ribosome assembly; ribosomal large subunit biogenesis. The transcript is spliced from 5 exons. Gene Ontology annotation, cellular component: nucleolus; nucleus; preribosome, large subunit precursor. Gene Ontology annotation, molecular function: RNA binding.
CCUGACACUUCCGGCACCGGUACAGCCACUUCCGCUUCCGGCGCGGCGCCGCGCGUGUGGCGCGUGGAGAUGCGGCCGCUGACGGAGGCGGAGACGCGGGCGGUGUUCGAAAAGCUCGGGAGAUACAUUGGUGAAAACAUCCAGCUGCUGGUGGACCGGCCCGAUGGCACCUACUGCUUCCGCCUGCACCGUGACCGUGUCUACUAUGUGAGUGAGAAGCUGCUGAAGGGUGCUGCGAGCAUCCCGCGGGACAGCCUGGUGGCACUGGGCACCUGCUUUGGCAAGUUCACCAAGACACAGAAGUUCCGUCUCAGCGUCACUGCCCUGGACUUCCUUGCACCCUAUGCCAAGUACAAGGUGUGGGUGAAGCCGGGCUCAGAGCAGUCCUUCCUCUAUGGCAACCAUGUGCUGAAGUCGGGCCUGGGCCGCAUCACGGAGAACACAGCGCAGUACCAGGGCGUGGUGGUGUACUCCAUGGCUGACAUCCCACUGGGAUUUGGGGUAGCUGCAAAAUCCACCCAGGACUGCCGGAAGGUGGACCCCAUGGCCAUUGUGGUGUUCCACCAGGCGGAUGUUGGAGAGUACGUGCGCAGUGAGGACACACUGACUUAGGACAGCGCAAGUGCUCAGGAGCCACAAGCAUUCCUGGGCAGAAUGGACUUGUCCUGUGUCAUGCACAGUAGCAGCACACGGAGCCAUAGGGAGCACACCUGGAGCAGGGGCUGGAAGCAGUUGCUGCCACUGUGAACACAAGGAGGCACCAGCCCUGCUGCUGUGGUUGCAUAAAGCCUGUUCCUUCUUCCAAA